AUGCUCCUCUCAUUCGUUCUCUCGUCGCUGCUGUACCUCUCCACAGUCUCGGCUCUGCCCAAUCCAAACUUGGCUGAGCGAGCGGCUUGUGACUGUUCUGGCACCCGCGAUGGUGGUCGCAGCUCCAAAGAUUACAUCUGCCGCGAUGCUCGACUAGGACCUACCAAGCUUCCAAGGAAACUACCCUUGAGCACAUUCGUCGAAAGCUACAACCGCUUCGGAGGUCUCACGCCCAUUCAAUUCCUCCAGACAUGGACCGAUGAGAAAGGAAGCUAUAAGUAUCCGCCUCAAAAUGGCUUCCAGCUUGAUGAACAUGGAAAUGCCAUCAAUGGAAGCAUGGUCCUUCAAGUCGGGACCCUUGUUGAUCGAUUUGGAAGUGAAUACGGAUCUUUCAUCUCUGCUGCUUCCGCACCCUACUCGCAAAGAGCUCUCCCACCUUCAAACUUGGCUACAAACCCUGAUACUCCAGACUUUCCCUACAACUACCACGUCUACCGGGUCAUCAAGCCACUGACAGUCGUGGGAGGACCCAUUGCGCCUUGGUUCGGUCAGCCUGGGCUUGGAGCACAGUUUUUCACAGGCGAUGUUGGCAAUGUCAAGUUUCUGAUUGAACAAAAUUAUUUGCAGAAAGAGGAUCCGGCGGCUCUUGUAUAUAAAUCUAAUGGUUGCGCAUGA
Molecule: messenger RNA, 675 nt
Organism: Fusarium sp. VM40
Lineage: Eukaryota; Fungi; Ascomycota; Sordariomycetes; Hypocreales; Nectriaceae
Source: the annotation of a GenBank genome assembly